AUGGCCUGUAUACCAAUAGGCAAGGUUACAGUGAAAAUCUACCCUCGUACAAUCUCCAACUUUUCCGAUUUUAUCGAAAACGACCUCCUCCCUGCGCUCCAUGAGAACAGAUACAAACCGCAGAAAGGGGAUACAUAUAUGCUUGCUACAAAUGUACACAAGAAUGAGCCUACAUAUGUAUCUCAGAUCGAGGAUACAAAACGCCCUGCAGAUGAUCUUCUCCGCGAGUUCUUCCAAUAUAAGGAGAAUGGCACAAUAGCUCCUAUUCAUGUUAUUAUUGAACGACAAAUAGGUUGCGAAGAUGAAGUGGAUCUUAAGCAGAAGAAAGAACUGCAAGUUAAGAAGACAAAGAUUAAGGAGCCAAGGAUUAAAAAGGAAUUAAAGAAGAAACGUUCUUAUUCCGUGGCUCUUGGUAACACAAAGAUCAAAAAAGAAGAGCCAGAAGACCUAGGAGAGGAGAACAGGUACAGGAAACAUGAACAACAACAAGAAGAAGAGAAUAUUGAGACAAGUACAGAAGAUCUUAGGGAUUUGCAUACCCUUCUUAAGUUACCGGUACCAUGCAAUGAUCUAUGUAACCUGCCUGAGAACCAACCGGCAGACCAACCGGCAGACCAACCGACAAACCAACCGGCAAACCAACCAGCAGACCAACCGGCAGACCAACCAGCAGACCAAUCAACAGACCAACCGGCAGACCAACCAGCAGACCAACUACAGACUAAUACCCAUGAAGAGCCUUAUAUUGAGUAUAUUGCUCUCCGUACAAGAAGGCGUCAUGUUCUACAGCAAGAAGAUUUUGAUCGGUCUGCUCAAUAUGGUAUUUAG
Messenger RNA from Pestalotiopsis fici W106-1, 828 nucleotides. RefSeq lists its product as uncharacterized. Bases 1 to 828 code for a protein of 275 amino acids. The record is from RefSeq and is a predicted model, not a curated record. NCBI's taxonomy places the organism in Eukaryota, Fungi, Ascomycota, Sordariomycetes, Amphisphaeriales, Sporocadaceae. The transcript is spliced from 2 exons.